CAUUUUUCAUUAAUUUUAUUUAAGAAAACUAGGUUGCAUAUACACAUGAGUAUUAAAAAUCAACAACAAAAAGGUUUUAGAAAUACACAACAUCAAAGUGCUGUUCAAGUAGCUGAUAAGAGAGUGGUUUGUGACAUGGGUAUUUCUGGCAGCAGUGACAAUGCUAAGCCUAUGUUUCCAAGUCUACUGUUGCCUAGAGUUCAAGUAUUGACUUAAUUUUUGAGAGAUUAUGAAGGCCUCAGCUGUCCACCUUGAAUAUGAGUCUGCAUGGAGAACUAAGAUGGGGCAAUUUUACCAAAGGGCAACUGUUGCAGUAUGCCAGUAGACACUACCAGCUGAUUUAAAUCAACCAUGCACUGUCACUGUCCACCAGGCACAUAUGCAGCUAUUUUUCCCCUUUCAAGAAGGGACUCUGAAUUGAGAUGACUAGGCUGAGGGUAGAGACAGUGUCUCCAGUGAGAGUCACAGUAAAUGUUUCAGUUGUAAAUUCUACUAGUCCAGAAAAAUAACAGAUUUUACUGCCUAUAAUAUCUGAGUAGUAGAGUUUUUAACUUACAGUUAUUAAGGACCAAUGUAAAAUAAGUUUUUCCUUUUUUUUAAGCAAUGGAGAUUCAAUACUACUGAAUAAAGUAAAAUUGUUACAUGUCACCUAAACUGUAUCUCUUGCAACGUGUAUGCCAUUCUAAAAUACUGCAAAUUAACAGUUUGAUAUUUUUAGAACUUUUAUCAGCAUUAAUACAUAUAUUGAUUUGUAUUACCUUUACAUUUAAAGGCUGUAUUUGUAAUGGUAAGAAAUGGAAAGUGUAAUUCAUAUUUAAAUGAAAACGCCAAUCUUGGAAACUUUUGUGGUAUUUGCCUGGAAGAAAGGACUCUUCAAAUCCUUGUAUUUACUGCUUACUUUCUUAUGGUUCUUGGCAGGCUUUAGAUGAACUAGCAACUAGUCACUACAGUUUUGACCAAAGAAAGAUACAACUACCUCCCAUGAUAUCCCCUUUAGUCAACACAAGUUGAUGCUGGACCUCAUUUGCACACAUAGUUACUAUGUACUAUUUUCUAAGUUUUAGAAUAAAUGAUAUUUUGUAAAUCCACACUGUUUUCCUACUCAUCACUGUUAAAUUUAUUUUAUAACAGAUUUUACGAAGUUCUUUGCAGAAGAAUAUUUGACCGGACCUAGAGGAUCAUGAUGACAACAAGAUUCAUCUGUUUAAUACUAGUAACUGUUGUGGGAGUUACUACAAGUGAAACACAGGAAUUUGAAGGCAAUGACAAGGAAAAAGCCCAAGAAUUCAUUUAUAUGAAUAGAUAUAAGCGUUCCAGUGACACACAGGACAAAUGCACUUACACCUUUAUUGUACCUCAGCAGAGAGUGACAGGUGCCAUUUGCGUUAAUUCUAAGGAGCCUGAAGUUCUGCUUGAAAACAGGGUAAAUAAACAAGAAUUACAGCUACUUAACAAUGAACUUCUUAAACAAAAGAGACAAAUAGAAACUCUCCAGCAACUGGUAGAGGUGGAUGGUGGAAUUGUUAAUGAAGUUAAACUCUUAAGAAAAGAGAGCAGAAAUAUGAAUUCUCGUGUCACGCAACUCUACAUGCAGCUAUUGCAUGAAAUUAUCCGAAAACGUGAUAAUGCCUUAGAACUUUCUCAACUUGAAAAUAAAAUUUUGAACCAAACUGCAGAUAUGUUGCAGCUUGCAAACAAAUACAAAGACUUAGAGCACAAGUAUCAACAUUUGAUGUCAAUUGCAAAUAAUCAGACAAUAAUAAUUGCCCAGCUGGAAGAACAUUGUCAAAGAAUGCCAUCCAUAAAGCCACUGCCACAAACUCCACAACCACCAAUUAAAGUGUACCAGCCUCCUACUUACAAUCGCAUUAAUAAUCAGAUAUCUACUAAUGAGAUUCAAAGUGACCAGAACUUAAAGGUUCUGCCACCUACCUUACCAACCAUGCCUGCAGUUACUAGUAUUCCAACUUCAACUGAUAAACCAUCUGGGCCCUGGAGAGACUGUCUACAAGCAUUAGAAGAUGGCCAUGACACGAGCUCCAUCUACCUUGUAAAACCAGAAAACACAAACCAGCUUAUGCAGGUCUGGUGUGACCAACGGCAUGACCCCGGUGGCUGGACUGUCAUUCAGAGACGGUUGGAUGGCUCUGUAAACUUUUUCAGGAACUGGGAGACAUACAAGCAAGGAUUUGGUAAUAUAGAUGGAGAAUAUUGGCUUGGAUUAGAAAACAUUUAUUGGCUAACAAAUCAAGGCAACUACAAACUGCUCAUAACAAUGGAAGACUGGUCAGGUCGAAAAGUAUUUGCUGAGUAUGCCAGCUUCAGACUGGAGCCAGAGAGUGAGUACUACAAGCUGAGACUAGGACGCUACAACGGCAACGCGGGAGAUUCUUUCACUUGGCACAACGGCAAACAGUUCACCACACUAGACCGGGACCACGAUGUAUACACAGGUAACUGUGCUCAUUACCAGAAGGGAGGAUGGUGGUACAAUGCAUGUGCUCACUCAAAUCUCAAUGGAGUCUGGUAUCGUGGAGGACACUACCGCAGUCGAUAUCAGGAUGGUGUUUACUGGGCUGAAUUUCGGGGAGGAUCAUAUUCACUAAAGAAAGUUGUUAUGAUGAUAAGACCUAACCCUAACACAUUUCACUGAAAUAAUUCUUCUCUUGGUUUGCUUUCUUGUUCUAGAAAUCACAUAAAGCUAUGGUUUUAUUACCUGAAUUUAUCUUUUCAGAAAUGAGGAAUGUAAGAUACUGUACAUUUAAUGGUAAGGUAUGAGAGCUUGUAUAUUAUAUUUUCAAGAAUCAUCCCAGGAAAAAGAGCUGAAGAAAAGGAACUGUAAUAACAUUCAGAACACCUCUUGGUCCUAUUGGAACUUGCAGUUUAGAUGAAAACUGUAGAUAAACUUCCUGGUUUUUAUUCCCUGUAAAUUAAGUCUGGAUGAUAAAAAUAUUGCCACCACAUUUAAGUAUUUUUGUAUGUUAUGUAUAAAUAUUCUCAAAUACAGGAAAUAUUACAAACUGUACAGCAAGAGUUUAAUUAUUAUUAUUGUUGUUAUUAUAAGCCAUCAUUUGACACAGGAAUCAUAUCCUUUGAACUAUGUAGCUUGUAUAUGUACAUUAGUGUGAUCAUUAUGUAAUCUUUGUUAAUUACCAUGAAUAAAGUUAGCACUAUAUAAUUCUG
This is a messenger RNA of Lonchura striata (white-rumped munia), 3183 nucleotides long. Lineage: Eukaryota; Metazoa; Chordata; Aves; Passeriformes; Estrildidae. The record is from RefSeq and is a predicted model, not a curated record.